AAAUCCUAAAAGGGAAGGACACAAAGAAAGUAAAGGUGAAUUCCAGGCAUGAGUUUUCCGGGGGGCAGCGGGAGCUCCCCCGCCCCCCUCGGCCCCCAGGUGCGCUCCGCGCCGCCCACCGGCGCGGAGCAGGGAGCCGCGCUAGGACCCGAGGAGGAAGCGCCGCAGGGAACCGGACGCGGCCUGCGGCGGGUGCUGCCGCGAGCGGCCAGCCGAGCGGCUGGAAAUGAAAGUGCAGCGCUCCGGAGCCACAUGGACGGAGCUGCCGGGGCGGCGGCGCCGGGAGCAGGAUGCGGCCGCCCGUAAUUAAAUAGCAUUUACUCUUAUUAUUACUAAUAAUAAUAACGUAAUCAUACCUCUAGUCAUAGCAUACCACUUAUCGGGCUCGGCGCAGGCCCGCGGGGAGCGCAGCCCGGCCGAGGUCUGUGGUCUGCCCUGACUGCUGCUCCUUCAAGAGUUGGGAACAGAGACUGAUGGAGAGGCAGAGACGCAAGGCGGACAUCGAGAAGGGGCUGCAGUUCAUUCAGUCGACACUACCCCUAAAGCAAGAAGAAUAUGAGGCCUUUCUGCUCAAGCUGGUGCAGAACCUGUUUGCCGAGGGCAAUGACCUGUUCCGGGAGAAGGACUACAAGCAGGCCCUGGUGCAGUACAUGGAAGGGCUGAAUGUGGCCGACUACGCCGCUUCCGACCAGGUGGCCCUGCCCCGGGAGCUGCUGUGCAAACUGCAUGUCAACAGGGCCGCCUGUUACUUCACCAUGGGCCUGUACGAGAAGGCGCUGGAGGACAGCGAGAAGGCCCUGGGUCUGGACAGCGAGAACAUCCGAGCGCUGUUCCGCAAGGCGCGGGCCCUCACCGAGCUGGGGCGCCACAAGGAGGCCUAUGAGUGCAGCAGCCGUUGCUCACUCGCCCUGCCCCACGAUGAAAGUGUAACUCAGCUUGGUCAGGAGCUGGCUCAGAAGCUUGGGCUGCGAGUUCGGAAGGCGUAUAAGAGGCCCCAGGAAUUGGAAACCUUUUCUCUGCUCAGUAACGGCACUGCAGCUGGUGUGGCAGAUCAGGGAACUUCCAGUGGAUGGGGGUCCAUAGAUGACAUCGAAACAGACUGCUACGUGGACCUUCGAGGCUCCCCGGCACCCCUCCCCUCCACCCUUACGAUGCCCCUGUUCCCUCACGUUCUGGAUCUGCUGGCUCCCCUGGACAGUAGCAGUAGGGCCCUCCCCGGCACCGAGGCCCUGGACGACUUCUCUGACGGGGACGUCCUCGGUCCUGAGCUGGACUCCCUUCUGGACUCCCUGUCUCUGGUCCAGGGUGGCCUGCCUGGCAGCGCUGUGCCCAGUGAGCUGCCCCAGCUGAUACCCGUGUUCCCGGGCGGGACCCCGCUGCUGCCACCCGUGGUGGGUGGGUCCAUCCCCGUCUCCAGCCCACUGCCCCCUGCCUCCUUUGGCCUCGUCAUGGACCCCUCCAAGAAGCUGGCUGCCUCUGUGCUGGACGCCCUUGACCCCCCAGGCUCCGCACUGGACUCCCUGGACCUGCUGCCGUACUCAGAGACCCGGCUGGACGCCUUGGACAGCUUUGGGUCGACCCGGGGCUCCCUGGACAAGACCAGCUCCUUCAUGGAGGAUGCCAAUUCACAGGACCAUCGUCCCCCAAGUGGCUCUCAAAAACCAGCCCCUUCGCCAGAGCCCUCCAUGCCCAACACCGCCCUGCUCAUCAAGAACCCGUUGGCUGCCACCCACGAGUUCAAGCAGGCCUGCCAGCUCUGCUACCCCAAAACAGGCCCCAGGGCAGGCGACUACACCUACCGAGAGGGCCUGGAGCAUAAGUGCAAGCGGGACACCCUGCUCGGUCGGCUCCGGAGCUCUGAGGACCAGACCUGGAAGCGAAUCCGGCCCCGACCCACCAAGACCAGCUUCGUGGGCUCCUACUACCUGUGCAAAGACAUGAUUAACAAGCAGGACUGUAAGUACGGGGAUAACUGCACCUUCGCCUACCAUCAGGAGGAGAUCGACGUGUGGACCGAGGAGCGGAAGGGCACCCUUAACCGCGACCUGCUCUUUGACCCGCUGGGGGGCAUCAAGCGUGGCAGCCUCACCAUCGCCAAGCUCCUUAAGGAGCACCAGGGCAUCUUCACCUUCCUCUGCGAGAUCUGCUUUGACAGCAAACCCCGGAUCAUCAGCAAAGGCACAAAGGACUCUCCGUCGGUCUGCUCCAACCUGGCUGCCAAGCACAGCUUCUACAACAACAAGUGCCUGGUGCACAUCGUCCGCUCCACCUCCCUCAAGUACUCCAAGAUCCGCCAGUUCCAGGAGCACUUCCAGUUCGACGUGUGCCGCCACGAGGUACGCUACGGCUGCCUGCGGGAAGACAGCUGCCACUUCGCCCACAGCUUCAUCGAGCUCAAAGUCUGGCUGCUCCAGCAGUACUCGGGCAUGACCCACGAAGACAUCGUCCAGGAGUCUAAGAAAUACUGGCAGCAGAUGGAGGCCCACGCAGGGAAGGCCAGCAGCAGCUUGGGUGCCCCACGGACACACGGGCCCAGCACCUUUGACCUGCAGAUGAAGUUUGUGUGUGGCCAGUGCUGGAGGAAUGGGCAGGUGGUGGAGCCCGACAAAGACCUCAAGUACUGCAGUGCCAAGGCCCAGCACUGCUGGACCAAGGAGCGACGGGUACUUCUCGUGAUGUCCAAGGCCAAGAGAAAGUGGGUGUCAGUGAGGCCACUGCCAUCCAUUCGCAACUUCCCACAGCAAUAUGACCUCUGCAUCCACGCGCAGAACGGCCGCAAGUGCCAGUAUGUGGGGAACUGCUCCUUCGCACACAGCCCAGAGGAGAGGGACAUGUGGACGUUCAUGAAGGAGAAUAAGAUCCUGGACAUGCAGCAGACCUAUGACAUGUGGCUGAAGAAACACAACCCAGGGAAGCCAGGGGAAGGGACCCCAAUCAGUUCCCGGGAAGGAGAGAAGCAGAUCCAGAUGCCCACGGACUACGCCGACAUCAUGAUGGGCUACCAUUGCUGGCUCUGCGGCAAGAACAGCAACAGCAAGAAGCAGUGGCAGCAGCACAUCCAGUCGGAGAAGCACAAGGAGAAGGUCUUCACAUCCGACAGCGACGCCAGUGGCUGGGCCUAUCGCUUCCCCAUGGGCGAGUUCCGGCUGUGUGACAGGCUCCAGAAGGGAAAGGCCUGCCCCGACGGGGACAAGUGCCGCUGCGCCCAUGGUCAGGAGGAGCUCAACGAGUGGCUGGAUCGGCGCGAGGUGCUGAAGCAGAAGCUGGCCAAGGCUCGCAAGGACAUGCUUCUGUGCCCCCGGGAUGAUGACUUUGGCAAAUACAACUUCCUGCUGCAAGAGGAUGGCAACACUGCUGCUGCAGCCCCAGAAGCUCCUGCUACUGCCACUGUCACUGGGGAGUAGGACCCCGUCUUGGUCGUGGGUGAAGUCCUAGGGUCAGGGGUUGGGGUGGGGACAGAGGGCCUGGUAGAAAGGCCAGAGCAGGCCAGGGCUGGGGGUGGGGGCUGCCCUCACCCAGCAGCCCCUGGCUCCAGACGCCUCACCCUGCCAUCUGUCCCUACUACCCAGUGCACAAGCCCAGUGCACGUGCUGCAGCCACCAGCCGUCCCAGGGUCCUCAUCCCGCUGAAACCCUGGGUAGGGCCUCUCCCACUCCCAGCCCUCUGGGUUGGGUAGAGAGGAGUCUAGCCGACCCCUCCAGCUUCAGCUACAGCUUUAACUUCUGUCUGCUCCUGAAGGGGGCCCAAAGGUCAGGGCUGAAGAGCCUGGGGUCCCCACUUGAAUCUGCAGCAGGAGGGUCCUCUCCCGACCCCACCUUCAUUCCACCCCCACCUCUCUGGGGGCAGAUCAGGAUACAGCAGAGGGCAGGAAGCCCCACGUAGCUUUAACAUGCAGCCCCAGGAUGGGGCUGAGACACUGUACUGGCCACUUACCCUCUGGGGCCUCAGUGUUCCCUCUGGUUGGAAGAAUGGGAGGGGCUGGGCUAGUGAUCUCUGGAGUUGACUCUCCAGGGAGGCUACCAUCCCAGCCCCUCUCGCUCCUGAGCCAUUGAAUGUAAAUCCUAGAUCCUCAGAGCCUUUGGUGAUGGCCCAGCCCAAACCUCUGUUUUGCAGAUAGGAAAACUGAGGCCUAAAAGAGAGGUUAGUUAUCUGCCCAGGGUCUCCCUCCCACGGCCUGAGGUAGAGCUGGGGUGCAAAACUAGUCAGAAGACUCAGGGCUUGUCAUUAGCUGGAGCUUCCAGGCUCUCGAUAAGAGUGUGACAGACAGCCUCUGACUCCAUGUGCAGCUGGGGUCCCAGGCAACCCCACCCAGGGGCUGGGGAAGGGGGCUCAGAGGGCUAGUCUUGUCAGCAAUGUGGAGGGGAAGUGCCCUCCCGAGGACGGUUGCGGGGAGUGUAGCAGCAAAGAUUACUUCCCCGCCCCGCUCAGGGACAGGUAGUAAGGAGAGCUGGGAAUGGGCAGGACACCCGUGGGCUCAGGUUCUGCAUCAGGUAUUGGGAUGGGGGAGAGGUGGAGAGAAGGGAGACGUGACUCUGGGCACCAUGGGCCACUCCAGGACCAGAUAUAACCCCUCUUUCUGGGCACCCAGCAUGGUCCUCUCCCCCUUCUCCCCAGACCCAGAAAUCAAUUAUGACCAUCUGUCCCGGCCCCUCCCUCCUGCUCCCCAGCCCUGCCAGCUGCCUAGGACCCCAACUGAUUCCCCAGCCCCUGCCCCCCCACCAAGCCCCUCUCUUGUCCCCCUCGUCUAAUGUCUGUGUGCACCCCUUCCUCUCCAUCCCACCCCCUGUGAGUAUAUCCAGCCUCCCAUGGUUCCCUAGACAUUCCAGAAGGCCCCACACCAUUGGCACAAGAAGUGGGCCCCCCCCCCCCCAAAGGAACCAGGACCAAGGCUGGAGUUGGGGGUGAGAUGGAGAGUAUAGAGUACCCUGUAUUUCUCCUCAAGCAAGGAUUGAUAGUGUGCGGAUAUGAUGACGGGCGUCCCAGGCCGCAGAGAACCCUGUUCCUCUUGCCGCCACUGCCCAGCCUUUCCCCAGUAACCGGCAUGCAUCCCUUCCUCCCUGCCCCUUCCCCCAGCAGGCCAGCGCUGCGGAGUGUGGAUGCUGGUGGAGCUGGAGGGGAGGAGAGACCACACCCAAGGUGGGGGCGUGGCCAUGAAUGUCAAUGACAUGUGUUUUCCCUGAUUCGUGGUGUUGCAGUCUGUUGUCACCAGCCUUGUUUUUAGUGUGUAUAUAUGUCGCUCCUGUGAUACAUAUAUACACAGGUAUUAAAUAUAUCGCUCUAUAUAAUAUUAUAUAUGUGUGUGGUAUCCAACGAAUCACUUCUAACGAGGGCUAAAGAUAAAGAAUUUGGUCAGAAAAUGCAGCCAUCUGAUGUAAUUGGGAAAGGUUUUCAGGGUCAUCAGGCCAUUUUCAAGGAUUCAGGGACUAGAGCCGUGGUCAGAGGUGACUGGGGCAGAAGUGGCCCUGCCUAGGCCUAGCUCUGCGUGGCAGCUCCCAGACCACCGCUGGUGAGGAGCGAGUAAGAGUGCUCAAGAACAGAAAAUGAUUGCUGUUUGUCUCCCACCCAAGGGAAUCGGAUUAGAGUCCAGAUUUUUCUUCUACCUGUUACCCUCCCAGGGGUCCCUGGGAUCUGGGCCUUUCUGGCCUGGCCAGAGCUGCUCCCCUGAGCAAGAAGCAGGAAGGGAGGUGUGGGGAGGGGGAUGGGAGUAGACUCUGAGUGGUGAGGGGACUAUUUCAGUUGUGACCCUGACUGGGAGGCUGGGAGAGUUGAACCAGGGGCCUGUGCCCACCACCAUCAGGCAGGGUCAAGACGUCAUUGCGAACAUGGUGACCAGGAACAGACACCCUUGAUGUGAGGGUCCCUUUGGAUCAGGCAAAGAGGGAUGCUGCAUUUCUCAGCUGGGCAGGAAUCAACUUAGUGGUCCUUUUAAAACGUCUGUGUAUAAAAAUUUAAGAAUACCACACUUUAAUAUUAAAUAUUCAUAAGGUCUAGUAUCUUGAUAAUAAUGUAGAUGUUUUAAUAACAAUUUUUGUCCUUCUUAAAAUAAAAUGAAAGAAACUUG
Messenger RNA from Artibeus jamaicensis (Jamaican fruit-eating bat), 6061 nucleotides. RefSeq names its product zinc finger CCCH-type containing 7B (gene ZC3H7B). Gene Ontology annotation, molecular function: miRNA binding; metal ion binding; protein binding. Lineage: Eukaryota; Metazoa; Chordata; Mammalia; Chiroptera; Phyllostomidae. The transcript is spliced from 24 exons. Bases 474 to 3404 code for a protein of 976 amino acids. Gene Ontology annotation, biological process: miRNA processing. The record is from RefSeq and is a predicted model, not a curated record.